AUGACGAGGUUGUUGUUGGGUGGAUUUUCUUUGUCAAUAGUUGGAGACAACAGGUGUACUAAGGGUAUGGUUGAGAAAGGUGCUAGUGUGUCCGUCCUCCCCAAAACUAUUUACAAGAAGUUGAACAUGGGAGAAUUAAAAUUUACCACCAUUACUCUUCAAAUGGUCGACCAUUCUAUUAUAUACCCUUUGGGUGUUUUAGAAGACGUCCCUGUAAGAGUAGGUAAAUUCUAUAUUCCUGUAGACUUUGUUGUGGUUGACAUAGUAGAGGACACCCAGAUUCCAAUAAUCUUAGGAAGAUCGUUCAUUCAUACUGCGGGGGAAGUUAUAGAUGUUAAGAAAGGGAAGCUAACCUUGACUAUAGGGGAUGACAAGGUGACCUUUAGCUUGUCUCAUGUGAUGAAAAGGUUUACAGGUGAUGGUGAUCCUGGUGAUGCAGUUGAUGCUAGUCCCACAGUUGGAGCAAGAGGUUCGGUACUAGAUGGCACCGGGUUUGGUGCCCCUGGUCGGUGA
Messenger RNA from Spinacia oleracea (spinach), 513 nucleotides. RefSeq lists its product as uncharacterized. The transcript is spliced from 3 exons. NCBI's taxonomy places the organism in Eukaryota, Viridiplantae, Streptophyta, Magnoliopsida, Caryophyllales, Amaranthaceae. The coding region runs from base 1 to 513 and encodes 170 amino acids. The record is from RefSeq and is a predicted model, not a curated record.